Molecule: messenger RNA, 4091 nt
Organism: Magallana angulata
Lineage: Eukaryota; Metazoa; Mollusca; Bivalvia; Ostreida; Ostreidae
Product: arrestin domain-containing protein 3-like
Exons: 8
Coding region: 71-1327 (418 amino acids)
Biological process (GO): protein transport
Cellular component (GO): cytoplasm
Source: RefSeq, a predicted model, not a curated record
AUAUUUCCUACAUGAUAAUCAACCAAAAAAAGGCUUGGAUGGUUAAUGGCAUGUGAUACUCAAACAGGAGAUGAAAAUACAAAAAUUUGAAGUUCAUGUGGAUGGUCAGACAAGUAGAAAUAUUGUGAUUUUAUCAGGGACAAGUCUGAGUGGAACUGUCUUUGUAAAUGUAUCUCACCCUCUCAAAAUUCAAAGCAUCAGUCUGUAUGUGACUGGAAAAGCAAAAUGCAAGUUUGACCGAAGAUCUGAUAAUGACAAGCGGGAAUUCACAGCCAAGGAAACUUAUAUAAAUUACAAACUUUAUCUGUUUGGAGGAUCUCAGACACCUGCUCAAGUGUUGGAGGCUGGAGAUCAUGUUUACCCCUUUCUCAUCCCUCUGGACUCCUAUGCAGAGCUCCCGUCCUCAUUUGAAGGACGUAAGGGCUAUGUGCGUUACACUCUGCAAGGACAAAUAGCCAGGCCGUGGAAAUCAGAUGAAACCAUUCUGCUCCCUUUUACUGUCAUAAAUCACUUGGACCUCAACAUGUUCCCUGAUGCAGUGAUGCCAAUCAUGCAGUACAGGAGACAAGAGAUAACUGGAUGCUGUUGUUCAGAGGGAGAGAUUAUUGUUCAAAUGAAGGUAAACAAGUCAGGCUUUGUGCCCGGGGAACCCAUCAUCUUGGAGAUGGACAUAAAUAACAAGAGUGAAAGCCCAGUGCAAGCCUGGUCAGUGGAGCUCAUCCAGGAUGUAACAUACACAGGGUUCUCCAACAGCCUGUUUUCCUCUGGAAAUCCCAAAUAUAAAACCAAGAGUGAAGUCUAUCCUUUGUAUGUUAACCAGUCUCUAGCUGUGGAUAAGGGCCAGCACCAGGUUUAUACUCGGGCCAUACCCGUUCCUUCCCUUCCCCCCUCUUAUCUCAAAGGUUGCAACAUCAUAGACAUUCAAUAUACGCUCACAUUCAGAAUAUCUACUGGUUGGAAUAAAAUCUCUGUUGACAACAGAAUUAUCAUUGGAAGCAUACCCCUAAGAACUGUGUCCCCCGAGAUGACCCAACCCAUUCCAACUGCGCCUGAGAUUCAGAACUACCCCCCACCCACAGGAAACCCCGACUUCUGGCUUACAUCUCCCUACCCAGAUGCCCCACCUGCUUAUUCAGAGUGUGUGUCCGGCCCUGUGAGACUGGAGGGUGGGGAGGAGGAUGAGGAGGAGAAUAAUGUGAUGCCGAACGCUAACUGGACCCCCGCCUACCCCGUGUAUGAUUACACCAGUCAGACGAACCAGGUGAAUCAAGCGCAGCCCAGCGCCCCACCGGCCUACGAUGAGAUUCAGUUCUCAAACAUCAGAUAACCCUCAACUACACCAGGACCUUUGUAUGAAUCAUACUGUCAGGUCAUGGGGGCACCUUGCAUGUGUAUGAAUGUUUGACAACAUAGGCAGAAAGAGGAACAAAUGACUGCAUUAUUUGAUUUACCUGUUUGCAGUUUUAUUUCACUAUAUACAUGUGUAUCAAUAGUUCAUAGUUUAGAUGAUAUGUAAAGAGCUUAAAGAACAAAUGUAAUUGUCAAAAUUUUCAACAUAUUACCUGUACUUGUUUUUAUUUUUAUUAUUAUAGUGUAUAAUUGCAUCAUGUAACAAGUAAAAGCCUAUCUUAUUAUGAUAAGUUUGAUUUAUACUAACUGCUGAUUAUCUUGAGAUACCGGUAGUCAAGGACCAGUGUGUUUCUGCUGUUUGGUAAAGUAGUAUCUAAGUCGUCUUUCAGAAAAAAGUACAUCUUGCCAAAACCAAAAUAUAUGUAAUUACCAUUAAAAGUAUUUAUACUUGUCAAUUUAUUUGAGGGCUUUUAAAAAAAAAAAAUGUAUCACCAUUGGUGAAUUUUACGAAAGGUUGAAGUUUACUUAUUGCUAAAAUUUCUUUAUACAUAUUUUUUUUAAUAAGAUGUAGACAGACCUCUUUCUCUGUUUUUUCUAUUGUACAGAUAUCUAUAUUUUGAUAUUAAAUAUUAUAAUGACAUUGAGAUCAAUAUAGGAUAAAACAAUGUUUAAUCCUCAGCAAAUUAUUAACACCAUCAAACUUUGUUAUCUCAAACAAGAUGAGACUGUCUAACACUUUGAGAUAUCCAAAUUUUUAAGAUAUUGAGGGUAAAAUACUUAAAAAAUAAGUAGUUGGGACUUACAAAUCACUUUGACAUAUCCAUUAUAUUUGAGAUAUCAGUGUUAGAGAUAUCGAAGUUUAACUGUAUCUCUUUAAUUUACCAGAUACAUGUAUGUAUUUAUAUCAUGUACAUAUAUUCUGUUUUUAUGUCUAAAAAAGGUACAUUGUAACCUAAGAUUGUUUUAUUACACUGUGGAUAUUAUCAGUGACUGUAGCUCAGUUGUAACUUUGCUCAAGAGGGUGUUUGACCCUACAGUGGGCCAAUCUGUUUUGUAUUUAAUGCAAACGUUAUGAUUGGCCGAUUGCAGGACUGAACACACAAUUGGCCAAUUAAAAUCUUUACACAAAGAAAUAAAUUUGCCUUGCCAUACAGAAGGCAUAUUUUGCUGAGAAUUAGAAAACCUUCAAAUUUAUAAAAUUCAUUUGUCAUGUAAAACUUUUAUUCUUAACUAGGUAUUAUGUGUAACAGUUGUUAAGAAGAAUCAUGCAGAGGGAUGUUAUAAAAGUCGGGUUUUUUUUUAGCUGUUUUUAUUUGGUGCUACUGUGCUUCUAUUUGAAAGAUUGUGUCAAAGGUUAAUUUAGAACUUUCUGUUGUUUGUAACUGUGGAACCAAUGACAACAUUUCAAAACAUGUUUUUUUAAAUCCUUGUUAGUAGAAAUAUUUUAAAGGGGCAUAGUCACGAUUUUGGCCAAAAAUUAUUUUUCCGAUUUUAAUGUUUACAAUGCUUUAGUAAUGCAUUUUAAAUGGGCAACCAAAAUUUGAGUGUCAUUUUCUGAGUUAUAAGAGAGUUACAAAGCUUACAAUUCUUCGCUAUGUAAACAAAGCUUUUGUUUUCAUUUUGAAUGUUGAAGUGAAAAUUGCAAUUUUAGACCCGAAAUGAAUGUGUUAAAGGUUAGGAACUGUUUAUAUAUGCCUAAAAUGAAGAAAAAGAUAGACAAAUCAGCUUAAAAAGAUUUUUACUGGUGUAUUGAACCUAUGUAAACAAAAACAGGGCACGAGCCUUGUUCACAUGACAAAGAAUUGUGAGCUCUGUAUCUUGCUUAUAUCUUAACAACUGAUUCUCAAAUUUCAUUUAAUCAUUAGAAUAAGAUAUCAAUAAUAUAAUAAUAAAUCAUAAUAAAAACAGCAAAAUAGAAUUUGACCAAAAUCGUGACCAUGCCCCUUUAAGUGUUUUUUGCAAAGUACAUGAAUGAUGGUUGAAAAGAGCAUUUGAAACACAAUUUUUUUUCAGUAUUGGUACAUAUCUAUUACAAUAUACACCUCAUGGUCAUGAGCAUAAAUUUGUUUUGCCAUGCAUACAUAGUUUUUGUUGUGAAGUGAAUUUGCUUCAGUAAUAUGAUUAUGGUGAGAAGAAUUAAGAAGGAACCUUAUCAUUUUUAAUUGUUUUUACUUUUCACCCAUAAUUUUAUAUGUGUUGUACAACUUUGUCUAAUGUAUCAAAGACACCAUAUUAUUGAUAUAUGAUUUGUGAUUAUCUGCCUUCUUAUGUUCCCACAGACCUUUAGGUAUCUGCAAAUAACGGCUUUGUUUUUUGAAUAUCGUCAUUUACCUCUACGUAACUGUAUCAUAUUGGUCAUAUUGAUUUUCGGAAAAAUAUUUUCCACGUGAAAUUGCAACCUUCAUAUAACAUGGAAAUUUUCAAAAGAAAACAAUUGAAAACUUUUCACAUGCAUCGAUUUGAACUUUCUUACAGUGUAAGGAAUUGAUACAUAUAAAAAUAUAGAUAUUGAUCAAACAAAGGAUUUAUGGGAACAUUAGACAGACUGCAGAUGAACGAGAUGGUUUAGGAAAUUGUGCAAUGAUAAAGUGGGUUUUUUUUAUUUGUACAUAUAUAUGAUUAUUCCUAUGCCAGUUGUUUAUGUUUUUUCUGGUAAUUUUCAACACAUGUACAUAUGUAGCUUGUUUACAUAAACUAAUAAUAUAUGGAAACUAUAAAAACAAUAAAAAGCAGUCAUUAUU